AUGGGACCACCGUAUAAUGACGACCCAGGCUGCAAGUACGUCGUCAUCGAAAACCCAUGGCCAGGGGGCAAGAAAGGCGACCAGCGGGACCAGUGGUACUGGAACUUGCUCUGCACCUGGAUGCGCUUCAUGCUGCAGAAGACGGUGCCGGUUUUCACCGUAUGGUCCAGGAAAACCCGCGAUGAAGUGAUCGUUGAGCUUCCGGAAGAGGUGGACCUGGUGCCCAUCGUCGGCGCGCACCCAUGGACACGCAUCCUGGGCGACCGCGCAAAGACCUCGGAUCAGGACAAGGUGUCGUACGUGUUUGCUUACGACUACCGGAUGAAGGGCGAGCCCGGAACCCGGACCCCGAGCCGCCGGCCCACGUCCACUUCCCGUCGUGUACCCGUACCCGCACGUCAGCUGGGCGUCGCCGCGCGGGCGCAAGUCCGCGGACAUCGCGCUCCCUCUCCGCCCAUGCGCCAGCCGACGCCGGUCCCGGACACGAGCCUCUGGCAGCCGUACGCGCACCCGACGCAGCUGACCCCGGGGACGGUGGGCAGCGCGGAGGCCCAGGCGGCCGCGCAGAUACGGGCGAGGGAGGCUCAGGGCGCGGCGACGGCUGCGCCGAAGGCCGCUACUCUCGUAGACCAGAAGCCGGAAGUGAAGCCGUCCGUCAAGCCCGAUCCAUCCGACCAGCCCCACGUGAAGGCCGAGCAGGUCAAGAGCGAAGUCAGGCCUGAGCCGGGACCAUCAGAGGAGUUCAGAGCGACCUUCGAGGAGCGGCAGCGGAUGAUGCGACAGCCUACCCAGCACAUAUCGGGGCCGGAUGUCAAGCCGAAGCCUGAAGAGGGUCCGUCCGAGGAUCUCACUGCUGCCUUCCUGGCCAUCCGAGGACACCAGCCAGAAACUUCUGGUUCGAACGGGACAACAGCAUCGACAACACAGGUCAAGGCAGACCCCAGAGCCGCUUCACCAGCUUCCGAGGAGUUCUCUGCUGCAUUCUACAUGGCUCGAGCAGUCAAUACGGAAGGCUCUCGCACGGGUGCGGAAUCCUCUCCGUCCGCUCCGACACAGGAAAUCAAGCCCGACCCGGGGCAGCGUGCUAGUCCCGUCAGAAGCCUCACUGUAACAGAUCCGCGCAAGAGAGCCGCCCCUGACGACCCCCCUCCCACGGCCACGAAGCGGAUGAAAGAGGGGGAUUUGCAACGCGAUGCCGAUUCAAACCGCCAGCGAGUGAAGGAGGAGGAAACGCACCGCGCUGGGCUCUCAACCAGAGUGAAAGCCGAGCGGUAG
This is a messenger RNA of Epithele typhae, 1275 nucleotides long. RefSeq lists its product as uncharacterized. The coding region runs from base 1 to 1275 and encodes 424 amino acids. The record is from RefSeq and is a predicted model, not a curated record. The transcript is spliced from 7 exons. NCBI's taxonomy places the organism in Eukaryota, Fungi, Basidiomycota, Agaricomycetes, Polyporales, Epitheliaceae.